CGGAAAAAUCAGCAAUGAGAGUGCCUCUACGUGAGACCUAGGGUUUACCCAAUUUAAAAUGCAUACUGUAACUUUCACACGGCAUUUUCUACUGGACGUUCCACACCACAUAAAGCAGUUGCUGACGAAUGAUCAUCAUUUCAAUUUCAACUGAUUUGAAGAAUUUAAUUUUGUAAUUCUAGGGUUUAAGAGACUUGUCGAUAUCAAUCAUUCUGGAGGUGGUGUGAAAAAAUGGGGGUGGAACCGAAAUCUGCAAAUGAGUCGGAUGAAUUUCCAGUGGGCAUGCGAGUUUUGGCUGUGGAUGAUGAUCCCGCUUGCCUUAAGAUCUUGGAAGCCCUCCUUCGUAAAUGCCAAUAUCAUGUGACAACUACAAAUCAAGCGGUUUUGGCCUUACAGAUGCUAAGAGAAAAUAAAGAAAAGUUCGAUUUGGUUAUUAGUGAUGUUUGCAUGCCUGAUAUGGAUGGUUUUAAGCUUCUUGAACAUGUGGGGCUUGAGAUGGAUCUUCCUGUCAUAAUGUUAUCUUCAUAUGGAGACACAAAACAUGUGACAAAAGGAAUAUAUCAUGGAGCUUGUGAUUAUUUGCUCAAACCCGUUAGAAUUGAAGAGCUAAAGCUUAUUUGGCAACAUGUGAUUAGAAGAAAGAUUGGGAAAAAUCGCCUUGAUGAGGUGGAAAAUGUAUUUUCAGACAAAAAUGAAAAACCAAACAAAAGAAGAAAAGAUUCAUCAGCACAAAAAAAGCCUCGCCUUUCUUGGACUAAAGAUCUACAUAACAAAUUUGUUGCAGCUGUAAAGCAUUUGGGCGUUGACAAGGCUAUUCCAACAAGCAUUCUAAAAGUGAUGAAUGUGGAAAAUCUCACUAAACAAAACGUUGCUAGUCACCUUCAGAAAUACCGUGGUUACUUAAAAAGGAUUAGCCACGAGGAAAAUCAGAAGGGUAAUAUGGUAAUUUCACCAAACAGAAGGUUGGAUUUUGCUUAUCUUCCUACUUUUAUCGGUUAUGAGAAUCAAUCUUUAGGAACAAAUUCAUAUCCACCAAACAACUUAAUUGGUGAAUCAAGUACUCCUUCUGGUAUGGGUAUUUUUGGUAUUUCAUCUUUACCGAUGAUUCAAGAAAAUGAUAGUCAAAAGUUAGCAACCACCAUAAACCUUCAAGAAGCACCGAAUGUUGUUGAUGAGUCAAUUUUAUACCCCGUUACCCAAAAUGCCCUUGGAAACUUGGUGUGUCCGAUCCAAUCAAGUUGUUAUGUUUCAAAUGACGGUUUUACCCCUAUGGGGAAUAACGUUGAAGGUAUGAUACCGCCAUAUAGUACAACAUAUGAUGGCGGUGUUGGCUCCUUGGAAGAUAUAGCGGCUGCGAUGAUGCGAGAGGAGAAAGGCAAGGGUAAGGUGAUUGUGGAAGGGCAUUCUGGGUAUUAUGAUGAAGUUUGCUAUGCUACUAGUGAAAAUUACAUCUAUACGUGAGGUUUUCGGGAAUUAUGUGUUAGUUGAUGUAAAUAUUUGGAAUUUUGGAUUUGAAGCAGAUUUUUGUCGAAUGUUAUUUGAUUAGUCAUUAGUUGUAUUUUCGUGUGUAUAUAUCUAAUAGAACUUAUGUACAAAAUAACUAUUUUAAUGGCUCAAAGCAAGGGGGUGUUUGGGAUUGUUUAUUUCAA
Molecule: messenger RNA, 1649 nt
Organism: Lactuca sativa (garden lettuce)
Lineage: Eukaryota; Viridiplantae; Streptophyta; Magnoliopsida; Asterales; Asteraceae
Product: two-component response regulator ARR12
Biological process (GO): cytokinin-activated signaling pathway; phosphorelay signal transduction system
Molecular function (GO): DNA binding
Source: RefSeq, a predicted model, not a curated record